AUGAAGCCAGCAGUGGACAAGAUGUUCCUUGAGGGCACGGGGCCUUACGUGGACCUUGAGGAGGCUGGGGGAAGUACAAGUUUGUUGAUGGAUUUAGCUGUCAAUAAAAAUUCAGUACAUGCAGACUUCUUUAAUAAUUUUGAUGAUGACGAUAUCCAGUGA
Molecule: messenger RNA, 162 nt
Organism: Podarcis lilfordi (Lilford's wall lizard)
Lineage: Eukaryota; Metazoa; Chordata; Lepidosauria; Squamata; Lacertidae
Source: the annotation of a GenBank genome assembly